AUGCCCCUUAUGAAUCAGACGGCAAUUGCUUGUGAAAAGGUCAAGAGCAUGAGUGAACUCAGUGACGGUUACAACAUAGUUGCAAUUUCUCAGGGUAACAUGGUAGCUCGAGGACUUAUUGAGUUUUGUGACGAAGCACCUCCUGUGAAGAAUUACGUAUCACUUGCAGGUCCUCAUGCUGGGGUAGCUUCUCCUCCUUGUUCUGAACCGGAGGAGUGCUUGAUAUUGAACACCAUAAUCGAACAACUUGGGGUUUACAGCCAAUAUGUACAGGAAAACUUGGCACCUGCGGGUUAUAUUAAAAUUCCAGAUGAUAUUCCUGAUUAUUUACGAGGAAGUGAGUUUCUUCCAAGGCUCAACAAUGAACUCGCUAUUUGUAGAAACUCUGCUUACAAGGAACGGUUUGCUAGCUUGGAUAAUUUGGUGCUUAUCAUGUGUGAUCAAGACGAAGUUUUGGUACCUAAGGAAACCUCCUGGUUUGGGUUUUAUCCAGAAGGGCCGGAUUGGAUUUAUAAAGAUGUUUUGCCUGCAAAUGAGACAACACUGUACAAAGAUGAUUGGAUCGGUUUGAAAACCUUGAUUGAAGCCGGAAAGGUUCAAUUCGUAAAUGUGUCAGGACAGCAUGUGGAGAUUUCUGAUAGUGACAUAAUGAAAUAUAUUGUACCAUACUUAAACGGGUCUGUAACACUCUCAAUGGUGGAAUCAUCGUCCUCAUCAAUCUGAAAUUCAGGAUAGACCUGGAUCUGCUGCAUACUCUUGAGGUAAUGCAAGUACCAGUACCAUUUCCGCGUAAACCAGUGACCAAA
Cornus florida is the source of this 806-nucleotide messenger RNA. RefSeq lists its product as uncharacterized. Gene Ontology annotation, molecular function: thiolester hydrolase activity. The record is from RefSeq and is a predicted model, not a curated record. NCBI's taxonomy places the organism in Eukaryota, Viridiplantae, Streptophyta, Magnoliopsida, Cornales, Cornaceae. Bases 1 to 723 code for a protein of 240 amino acids. The transcript has 10 exons. Gene Ontology annotation, cellular component: intracellular membrane-bounded organelle.